Talpa occidentalis (Iberian mole) is the source of this 2974-nucleotide messenger RNA. RefSeq names its product TOG array regulator of axonemal microtubules 2 (gene TOGARAM2). Lineage: Eukaryota; Metazoa; Chordata; Mammalia; Eulipotyphla; Talpidae. The record is from RefSeq and is a predicted model, not a curated record. The coding region runs from base 11 to 2974 and encodes 987 amino acids. Gene Ontology annotation, biological process: microtubule cytoskeleton organization. Gene Ontology annotation, cellular component: cilium; cytoplasmic microtubule. The transcript has 19 exons. Gene Ontology annotation, molecular function: microtubule binding.
CUCUUCCUAGAUGGGCACCCGUGAUGCCAUCUCCCCAGCCAAGGUCCUGGCUCCGGUGGCCGUGUACUGUGGGAGUGUCCCACGCUCCAGCGCCCGGCCCCGUGUGCUCCCAGACGGAAGCGUCGCCUCCGGCCUGCAAGUGUGUGGAGAAGCAUCCCUCCAGCCGACAACAAAUGUCCUGCUGGACAAGACUUCGCAGCUCUUGAAUGGACAUGGGGACCCUGAAAAUCUUAAGCUGGAUGCCCCCCUAAAAGGCUGGCAGGCCAGGAAUGGCCACCCCAGGGACCUUGGGAUCCCGUGUCUGGGGCCCCACCCCCUGAGGCCCCUCCCCCUUCUGGAGUCGGAAGCCAACAGUGUGGCCCGGGACACCAUCCAGAUCAAGGACAAGCUCAAGAAAAGGAGACUCUCAGAGGGCCUGGCAGCGUCCUCCCGAGCUUCUCUGGAUCCAGGGGGAGGCCCCAAAGGCGUUCCCCUGAGGAGCACCAUCCCCAGGGCCACCUCUCAGAGGCUGCUGAGGGUGCCCAGGCCAAUGCCUCCCAUCCAGAGCAUCCCCACUACUCCCGAGAGCAGUGGAGCCAAGGAGAAGGGCCUGGACCCACCUGAGAGUGGUCAGGGUCCCCAGGAGCUGCGACCCGGUGCCCAGGAGGUGCAGAUCUCUGGGCAAUACCUGCACUGCAAUGACGAAAAGAUGCACAAGUCAUUGGGGGGCAUUGUGAUCCCGCCAAUCCCAAAGGCUGGGGUCUCCUCCUGUGCCCCUGGCUCCCUUCCCAGCCUCUUGAUUCCGGGCCAGGACGUCCUCACGGGCCUGAGGGCCCCCUCCACACGAUUGGUUCGGGAGAGUGGGCCUCGGGAGAAGACCCCUAAAUCUCUGGAGCCCAAACCCUUGGCCCUGCCCGUCAGAGACAGGCCUGCCGCCUCCGAAAAGCCUGCCUUGCUUUCAUCUCAGUCUACUCCCUUGCUGUCAGCCUUCUCCUUCAACCUUGCCAAAGAAGCCCACCCCUUGGUGAAAGAAGAGGAUCAGAAGGAGAGUGGCGCCAAGAUCCAGGUCACCAUCUCCAAGUCUGCCCAGGAGAAGAUGCGGCUGAAGCAGAUGAAGGAGAUGGAGUUGUUCCGGAGGGCAAGGGAGCCGGAGAGAGAGAGGGAGCUCGCUUCCCAGAGCCUGGGCUCCCGGAGGACCCUGAUGAAGGAAGGCCUCCUCCCCCUCCGGGGCAGUGGGACCUUGUCUGUGCCCACGGGGAUGAGCAGCCCACGCAGAAACAACUCGGGCGUCAUCCUCAGGAGGCGGGCCAACCGGGCCUCGCUGCCCAGCAUCCCUGUCAGCAAGCAGGAGCCCAGCUUCGCUCGCCAUGCUUCAGCUAACUCGUUGCCUGCGGUACUCACGUUGGGGUCUCCUGAAUGGGAAGAAGAGGAGGAGGAGAUGGAUCUCAGAGCCUUUAAGGAGCUGAGGCCUUUCUCGAACCCAGAGCUGGGGCUGGUGGAUGCCCUCCAGUGCCUUGACAGCAGCGACUGGCAGAUGAAGGAGAAGGGCCUGGUGAGCAUCCAGCGCCUGGCAGCCUGCCACUCGGAGCUCCUCGCCGGGAGAUUGCACGACGUGUCCCUGGCCGUGACGGGGGAGGUCACCAACCUCCGCUCCAAAGUGUCCCGUCUGGCCAUCUGUAUCCUGGGGGACCUUUUCCGGGCCUUGAAGAGGAAUAUGGACCAGGAGGCUGAGGAGAUUGCGCGCUGCCUGCUACAGAAGAUGGGGAACACCAGCGAGUUCAUCCAGAGAGCAGCCAACCGGUCCCUGGCGGCCAUGGUGGAGCACGUGACCCCUGCACGCUCCCUGGUGGCCCUCGCCUCGGCGGGCGUCUAUCAUCGAAACCCCUCAGUCCGGAAAUGCACUGCUGAGCACCUGUCAGCUGUCCUCGAGCAGAUAGGCGCUGAGAAGCUUCUCUCUGGUACCAGGGACAGCACGGACAUGCUGAUACACAACCUGGUGAGGCUGGCCCAGGACUCCAACCAGGACACCAGGUUUUACGGCCGGAAGAUGGUGAAUAUCUUGAUGUCGAACGCGAAGUUUGAUGCCUUUCUGAAACAGUCCCUCCCAUCUCAUGACCUGCGGAAAGUCAUGGCAGCCAUCAAGCAGCGAGGAAUAGAAGAUAGUGAUGAACUUCCAUCUGCCAAAGGCCGCAAGGUGUCGAGGAGUCUGGUGUACGAGAACGGGCUGCCUGGCGAGCAUGGGCUCAGCUCCAAUGGCCCGAGGCUGAUGGGGCUGCGCUCCUCUACGCGGGGUGGCUUGGAGAUGGUAGAGCAGCUGCGGGAGUUGACGCAGCUGCUGGAGGCCAAGGAGUACCAGUCUCGGAUGGAUGGCGUGGGGCGGCUCCUUGAGCACUGCAAGGCCAAGCCAGAGCUCAUCACCACCAACCUGGUCCAGGUCUUUGAUGCUUUCACCCCAAGGCUUCAGGAUUCAAACAAGAAAGUGAACCAGUGGGCUCUGGAGUCCCUUGCCAAGAUGAUCCCCCUCCUCAAAGAGAGCUUACACCCCAUGCUGCUCUCCAUCAUCAUCGCAGUUGCAGACAACCUCAACUCCAAGAACGCAGGCAUCUAUGCCGCCGCGGUGACUGCGCUGGAUGCAAUGAUUGAGAGUCUGGACAACCUUUGCCUCCUGCAAGCACUUGCUGGGCGGGUACGUUUCCUGAGUGGCCGCGCGGUGCUGGAUGUCACAGAACGCCUGUCAGUGCUGGUGGCCUCGGUUUACCCCCGAAAACCCCAGGCGGUGGAGCGCCACGUCCUGCCCGUCCUCUGGUACUUCCUGCACCACGCGCUGGGCAACGGCGUGCUGCGCGGGCUGGGCGGCAGUGUCCGCCCGGUGGUGUGCCGGCUGGCCAGGAGCCUGCAGGAGCAGAUGGGCCCCCGGCUGCGGGACUUGGCCGCCGGCCAGCCAAAGCACGUCGUCAAAUCGCUCCAGGAACUCUUAGACGCCGAAGCCCCGUGA